UGGUGACGUAGGGACGUGCUUGGACUGAGUUACAGAAAAAAAAAGCAGAGCCGAGUCAAGAUGGCAGCUGGGGCAGAGCACGGGCUGAAGAGGAUAGUCUGGCAAAAAAUCAAGGAUACUAUCAUAGCAGACUGCAAAAAAUCAGAAGUAUGGAAGAUCAUGAUAUUGGACAGCUUCACUACGCGUCUCUUGUCAUCAUGUUGCAAAAUGUCAGACCUGAUGGCCGAAGGAAUCACAAUUGUGGAAGAUCUGUUCAAAAGCAGAGAGCCAGUCCUGGAGAUGAAGGCUGUCUAUUUCAUGUCCCCCACCACAAAGUGUGUCGAUGCAUUCAUCAAUGACUUCAAGCUCAAACCCAAGUACAAAGCAGCGUAUGUCUACUUUACUGACUAUUGUCCAGAUGACCUGUUUAACAAAAUGAAACUGUUCUGUGCAAAGCACAUCAAAGUGUGUAAAGAGAUCAACAUCUCAUUUCUCCCCCUGGAGUCUCAGGUCUUUACCUGUGAUAAUCCAGGAGCCUUCAAGAGCAUCUACAGUCCACAGAGUACAGAGCGAGGUCAAACCCUGGAGACGUUUGCUGAUCAGUUAGUCACUCUGUGUGCCACACUGGACGAGUACCCUGGAGUUAGAUACAAGAAAGAUUCACAACUUGAUUAUACCAAAGUACUGGCUGAGCUAGUGGAUAAUAAACUAGCACAGCACUAUGAGCUGGAUAACAGUGGCAAGAAAAAGGAAAAGACCCAGGCUCAACUGAUAAUAGUUGACCGUGGCUUUGACCCUGUAAGCCCCAUACUACACGAGCUGACCUACCAGGCCAUGGCUUACGAUCUCGUGCCCAUCAAGAAUGACAUAUACAAGUAUAAAGGAAAGGAUGGUUCAGAAAAAGAAGCCUUGCUGAAUGAAAGUGAUGAACUGUGGAUUAGACUUCGACAUCUACAUAUCGCUGAGGUCACUGAGCAAAUCCCUAAACUGGUGAAAGAGAUUUCUGCCAACAAGAAGCAGCCAGAGGGGAAGAUCUCAAUAGGAGGCUUAAAGCAGCUCAUGAAGCAGAUGCCAGCUUUCCGCAAACAAGUGUCUCAGAAAAGAAACCAUCUGACGCUAGCAGAAGACUGCAUGAACAAGUUUCAGAGCUCAGUGGAGAAGCUGUGCAAAGCAGAGCAGGACCUUGCUGUUGGCUCCGAUGUCGAGGGGCAGAAGGUGAAGGACCCCAUGAGGACGCUGCUUCCUGUCCUCUUGAACCCGCACUCCACCCACGAUAAAAUUCGAGCUGUUCUGCUUUAUAUUUUCAGCCUCAACGGCACAACAGAGGAGAACCUGACCAAAUUAAUCCAACAUGUAAAGAUUGAAGGGGAGAGUGAGUACAUUACAAACUGGAAUCUACUUGGGGUGCCAAUCAUUUCCUCACCUAGUCUUUUCUCAUCCCGAAAGCCCCCUCGGAGAGAUCGCUCUCAGGAAGAGACGUACAACCUCUCACGAUGGACACCCAUCAUCAAAGAUGUGAUGGAGGAUGUGGUGGAGAAUAAGCUCGACACAAAGGAUUUGCCGCAUCAGUCUGAGUGUCCCGCUGCGUGGAAUGGAUCACGAGCUGUGAGUGCUAGGCAGAAGCAUAAGCCUAGCGCUCAGGAAGCUGGCUCCCGUCUCAUUAUCUUUGUUCUGGGCGGAAUCAGCUACUCAGAGAUGCGCUGUGCUUACGAAGUCACACAAGCCACAAAGUCCUGUGAGGUCAUCAUUGGUUCUUCUCACAUCCUGACACCAACCAGCCUGCUUGAGGACAUUCGUGACCUCAGCAAAAAGCCCAUGGAGACGUUCACGAUGGUGGAGGAGACAUCCGGCUCGUGAAGCUGCUCUUGGCUCUUAAUCCAGAUCUUCGUUGUUCAUCUUGCAUUUUCUCUGCACUGCUUUCCUCCACAUCCCUUUCCAAAGCACACAGCACUAAACCUCUCUAACACAGGAUAGAAGGGAACUAGUUCAUGCUUAAUGUGGCACUUCACCAGGGCAGUCUCUCAGUCUGCUCAUGUUUCUGUGGCAGAUCAUUGCAUUUACAUUUGGCUCAGAUGUAUCGGCAAGAGCAUGAACUGGCUGGGCAGCCACCCAAUGGAGCUCUGCUUUAACACCUAACUCACACAAACACCAUUCCAACCUGUUUCUUUCUUUUUUUUUUUUGAAGAUAUUCUAUAGCUAUAAAAAUGCAGUUUGUGGAUUUCUUCUCUAAUAGUAGCCUUACGAAAUGUAUUGCUUGCUGUGACACCACAAUGUUCAUUUUUGAAUGGUAGCAUUUUAGGGUGAUUUUGUGGUGCUAUAUGAUCUAAGAUAUUGUCAGAAAUGCUGCUGGAGACGUUUUCAAAAGUAUCCCAGUAGGUGUGGACAGGCUUGAAUCCUCACACACAUACCUGUAAUUUUUGGUUAACUUGUAAGUAUUAUCCAAAAGACUUUUUGCCAUUUAGGUUGUAUGUGAUUAUAAUAGGGAUCCACAGUGCAAAAUGGUGGGAUAUUAGCUUCCAUCAUUUGUACUACAUUAGCCUUCCAGUACAAAAUUUAAAAAGCAAACAACUGUAUUUAAGGAUAAAAACUGGUCAGAUUAUUUCUAGACAAGUCACACCAGAUUAUAAGGAGCAUUAUAAGUCAGCAGGUCUCACUGCUGGGUGGUGGUGCGGGGUAGCUAACUAAGUUAAGUUAAGCUAAGCUAAUAACAAAUAACAAAACUAAUAAAAAAAAAAGACUUUCUUUUACAGUUAAACAAGCGCUGGAUGUUUAUCUACACAGAUCAGAUUAUUCUCUUAAAAACUGUUUAUUUGGGUGAGUAAAGCACUUCCAUUUAUUUGCAGUAAGCUUAGAUUCCCAAAUUUCUGCAGCACUAAGGCUGGAGCAUUAGCCUUCGCGGCUAACUUCUUUAGCAAUGCUGGCCAGGGUUAGUAGCAGGCUACAGGCCAAUAGUACUCAACUCUGAGCGUGUAAAUAGCGGUUAGCGGCUAAUUCUACUCCAGUCACGGUGUUGGAAAACUAAACUGAAACUCCUGCACUUUAGCAGAGUGGCUUUACUGCUCCUUACAACCUGACUGGUAAAAUUCAUACAUAAGGGGCACUGGAUUAAAAGGAGCACAGAUAAUUUUUUGGGGAAAAUUUAAGGAUUUUAAGUGCACCUUAUAGUGUGAAAAAUACAGUACAGUCUAUACCAGGGGACAGCAAACAAGGAGCCUAUUGAUAAAAUACAUAUUGAUUUUAUUCAGCACUAACUGACUGGGAUUGACCUAAUUGAUUAAUUAAGGGUAUUUUACAAAUCACUAGGCCUAAAAUCUGUUAAUAAAUACUCUUCAGCUCUCCACCAACAUGCCAGAUGUCAUGGGACUAGUAUCGUGUCUCUUGAAUUAGGCAUGCCCUACAGAAGAUAAGGAAUGCUGCACUAACCUGCAGGAUAUGCAUGUGGAGCCUUUUACAUUAAAUGUUUAUGCUUUUCUGUUCACAUGGACAAUUCUAGCCAGAUGCCGCUAAUCACAAUCAUUGCCUUCCAUGAUGUAUUCUUGAUACACAAAUUUGCAUUGAUAAACACUGUGGAUCAAGGAAUGUUAAAAAAAAAAAACUUUCAACUUUAAAAAUUGCCAGUAUUCAAAGAUUAAUUUCUUCUGUAAAUUUGCCUUUUUGAAGAUUCUACAUUUUUGUGACACAGGUGACCUACAGUAAGAUGAGAGAUUGUAUGGGUGAAGACACUGGCUGGUGCUAGCUAACUUAUUAGGCAUCUUCUAUAAAACAAGUGCUUUCUCACACUACUUGCCUUUAUAUAUUUAUAUCUGUUUGUCUGCUUGUCUUCUUCCUGAAAUGCAGUUUGAAACCCUUUUUCUGCUCAGUUGUGAGAUUGAAGGUUCUUCACUGAAAAUUUGCAUGUUUUGCAAAUGGUGUUCAAAUUUGCUACUAAUUUGGGACCAGUUUCCCCAAAAGCAUGUUUAGAGAUAGGGUCAUUUUAACUGCUAGAGAGUGUUAAUGUAAUGCUUGCUCUCUCUUAAUCAUCUAUGGUGCUUUUUGGAAAAACCGACGCUGCAAUUCUAAAGCCUUUAAACUUAGUAACAACUCAGCUGCUAAGGGGUUAUGUCUCUUAAAGGAACAGUGCAGCAUUUUCAGCCUAACCCCUACUAAUUUUGUAUACAGAAGAUUGGCCAGUUCUAAGGGGUUAUGUCUCUUAAAGGAACAGUGCAGCAUUUUCAGCCUAACCCCUACUAAUUUUGUAUACAGAAGAUUUGCCAGUUCUAAAUCAAAAAUACUAGUGAUAACGUUAAUUUAACACAAAAUGUGUUGCUUUAACACUGGCAAACUAACUGUGUAGUUAUGAUUCAUCACCACAGAAAUGAAAGAAAUUUGACACAUUGACUGCAAAUUAAAUAGAGAAGAAAAGCUCUUUACUUACAAAACACUUAUACUGAAAGCCAGUGGGCAGUUGCUCUAGCGUGGUUUACUUUUUAAAUCUACAUCUACAAAAAUGUGUUUUGCUGGAAACAUUUACUAAUGGAAUUCAGCAGAUCAUCGUUAGCCUCUGCUAUACAUGUUUUUGAAAAACGAGUCUUGGAAAAUCCUGGAAAAAAGAAAAAGUUGGGAUUACCCCGGCACAAGAGUUGUUGUGUGUUUUUUAAUAUGUAAUGUCAUAUUUUUCUGUCAUACUUUUUCUAUAAUGCAGAUGCAGCAAAUUGUUAGGCUUCAGCUGAUUUCAGCACUUUGCAACAUUGGAACAUUUAUUUGAACUGUCUGCUUUUUUGUUGUUGAGAAAGGCUUAAAGAAGUCACAUGACCAUCCACUUCUGAUUCAAUCUGGAUAUUCACCCGUGUGCCUUUGUUUGAAUGAAGUGCUGAGCAAAUGUACAUAUGCAUUAACUGCCUGCUUAAACUUGCGUUUAGUUUUUGUCUUGUUUGAAGUUACAGUAAAAUAAUAUGCAAUAAUAUAGUUAUUUUUUAAUCAGAUUAAACUACUCGUGUAUUUUUUAUUGAACAACUGACUAAUAAAUGAAUGACGUGGUUCAAAUAA
Molecule: messenger RNA, 5004 nt
Organism: Astyanax mexicanus (Mexican tetra)
Lineage: Eukaryota; Metazoa; Chordata; Actinopteri; Characiformes; Acestrorhamphidae
Gene: stxbp3
Product: syntaxin binding protein 3
Exons: 19
Coding region: 61-1836 (591 amino acids)
Biological process (GO): vesicle-mediated transport; neurotransmitter secretion; intracellular protein transport
Cellular component (GO): secretory granule; plasma membrane
Molecular function (GO): syntaxin binding
Source: RefSeq, a predicted model, not a curated record